Molecule: messenger RNA, 420 nt
Organism: Umbelopsis ramanniana AG
Lineage: Eukaryota; Fungi; Mucoromycota; Umbelopsidomycetes; Umbelopsidales; Umbelopsidaceae
Exons: 3
Coding region: 1-420 (139 amino acids)
Source: RefSeq, a predicted model, not a curated record
AUGUCACAACCACUUCCAAAUGAGCUCGAUCUAGAGAAUUUGAUCCACCUUGAGAAUAUGUUCCAGGAAUUGGGUCAUGAAGACGGCUUGCGCGACGGAAGAAAGUCAGGAGUCGUUGAAGGACGGAUAUUAGGUUGUGAAAAAGGAUUCGAAAUGUCUAACGAAGUAGGCUAUUAUACUGGCUGUGCAACUCUAUGGACUAAGCUAGUCGAAGCACAUCCGGAAUCAUUCUCAUCAAGAGCCACCAAGCAGAUACAGAGCUUACAGUCAGUGAUUGACCAGUUUCCUGAUGCAAAUGAAGAUCAAACAGACACAUUUGCGCUGUUGGACAAGAUGCGGGCCAAGUUCCGCGUCGUCACUAGCGUCCUUAAAGUGGAGCAAAAGUUUGCCAUUACUCAACCUGUUGGAAUGAGUUACUGA